AGCCAGGCCUUCGCCAGCCUCCUGGAUCUGACACCGACCAUUCUGGACUGGUUCUCCAUCCCCUACCCUGCUUACAGCAUCUUUGGCACGAAGCAGGUGCAGCUCACCGGGAAGUCCCUCCUGCCAGUGCUGGAGUCGGAGCAGCCCUGGGACACGACCUUCAGCAGCCCGAGCCACCACGAGGUGACCAUGUACUACCCCAUGCGAGCCAUCCAGCACCAACAGUUCCGCCUCAUUCACAACCUCAACUAUAAGAUGCCCUUUCCCAUCGACCAGGACUUCUACAUCUCACCCACUUUCCAAGACCUGCUCAACCGCACCAGGGCCGGGCAGCCAACCCACUGGGACAAAACCCUGCACCAGUACUACUAUAGAGACCGCUGGGAGCUCUUUGACUGCAGCCUUGACCCCACCGAGAGCCAGAACCUGGCCCUGGACCCCCGCUAUGCCCCCAUCUUCCAGCUGCUCCGUGCACAGCUCCUGAAGUGGCAGUGGGACACGGGGGACCCCUGGGUGUGUGCCCCCGAUGCCGUCCUGGAGGAGAAGCUGAGCCCCCAGUGCCGGCCACUGCACAACGAGCUGUGAGCAUCCCCUCUGCCAC
This is a messenger RNA of Nestor notabilis (Kea), 601 nucleotides long. Its product is annotated as N-sulphoglucosamine sulphohydrolase-like. Gene Ontology annotation, molecular function: N-sulfoglucosamine sulfohydrolase activity. The annotation marks the transcript as partial. Lineage: Eukaryota; Metazoa; Chordata; Aves; Psittaciformes; Psittacidae. Gene Ontology annotation, biological process: glycosaminoglycan catabolic process; heparan sulfate proteoglycan catabolic process. The transcript has 2 exons. The record is from RefSeq and is a predicted model, not a curated record.